Messenger RNA from Emiliania huxleyi CCMP1516, 252 nucleotides. RefSeq lists its product as hypothetical. Bases 1 to 252 code for a protein of 83 amino acids. Gene Ontology annotation, cellular component: precatalytic spliceosome. The transcript is spliced from 3 exons. NCBI's taxonomy places the organism in Eukaryota, Haptophyta, Isochrysidales, Noelaerhabdaceae. The record is from RefSeq and is a predicted model, not a curated record. Gene Ontology annotation, biological process: RNA splicing.
AUGUCGGGCUCGGAGGAGCGGUACCGUGACCUGGACCGCGAUAGGAGGCGCGACCGCGACCGCAGCCGGGACCGUAGCCGGGACCGCGACCGCGACAGGCGGCGCGACCGCGACCGGCGCGACCGCACGCAGGGCAAGGGGGUGGACGACAAGCGCUGCAAGGCGGAGGGCGUGCGGCGCAAGGAGAAACGCGUCUACCGCCAGUACAUGAACCGGCGCGGAGGCUUCAACCGGCCGCUCGACGAGGUCUGA